Molecule: messenger RNA, 3555 nt
Organism: Pseudozyma flocculosa PF-1
Lineage: Eukaryota; Fungi; Basidiomycota; Ustilaginomycetes; Ustilaginales; Ustilaginaceae
Exons: 1
Coding region: 1-3555 (1184 amino acids)
Source: RefSeq, a predicted model, not a curated record
AUGGCGAUGCCUUCUGCGUCGUCGACGUCGACGUCUUCACUGGCCGCCGCCUUCUUGCCGGUCAAUCACACCUCUACUGCCGGCACGGCGCCCUCACCCUUGCUCACCGACACUGACAUCGGCGACGCGACCACUGCUCGACCUGACCAACAUCAACAACAUCUUCACACGUAUCCCGACCAACACCAAUACCACCACCACCAUCACCACCAACCCCCACAACAACACCAAAUGCCACCACAGGCGCUCCCACAUCAUCAGCAUCAGUCCCAACCCCCGGUUCAGCAGCAGCGACAGCAGCAGCGUGACCUUCCAGGCCAGGCCCAGGCUGGGUUUUCAUACGCGUCUGGAGCCUCUUACCAGCCUGCUCAGCACUUGGUCGGCCAUUGCGCCUCUCAGCACCACCAGGAGGCAUCGUUGCAGCAACAACGCACGGAGCAUAUUCUAGCUUCGCAGCCGCAGCCGCAAGUGCUGCCCCAGCAGCCAUCGCAUCUUCCGCUGCACUCGCAGCAAUUGGCAGCACAACAUCCACCGCAGCUGCAACCGCUGCCUCAGCACCUCUACGGCCAUCAGGACCCCUCGUUCCGCCUCUCCCUACCGCCGCGACAGUUCAUCGAUCCUGGGCCCAGCGACUUUCAGCCGCUCCAGCAGAGUUUCGCUGGCGUGCAGCUGUUCGAGGCAAAAGGGCGACUGCCGAUCCAACGCGCGCACAGCCUGAACAGCCUGUCUCAACCUUUCGCGGACAGCCAGGCGACCCAGCCACUUGGAUAUCCGGAAGCGUACGCGCAGUUCUCCAGCGACUUUGCCAGCUGCUCCUCCGUCGGGGACUUUAGCGGCUUCGCAUCCGCAUCAUCGUCUUCCUUGGUCCGCUACGCCUCGUUCGACAUGGCUUCGGCUUCCCUCGGCGGCAUGUCGAGCGGCAGUGCCAGCAGCGGCGCUGCGGCCGGUCCGAGCAGGGGCUCGGUUGCCGCAGAGCAGGCCAAUAUCGAUCAGCUCCUUGCCAUGUCCAAGGCCCAGGCCGAAGUGGCCGGCGACGCAAACAUGUUUGCCUGCCCGCAUUGCGAAAAGACCUACACGGGUAGGCACGCGCGCAGCAUCUGGAGGCGACACCUGCAGGACAAGCACAACAUUCCGCUCAGCAUCCAACCGCGAAGGACUCGAUGGGACGGAGACGCCAAUCGUCCCAAGAAUGCCGAGGAGAGGAGAGCGCGCAUGCUCGAGAGCAAGAGGCGCUGGGCAAGGAAAAAGCGGCAGCAGGAGAAGAUGGGCCUGAACAAGGGUUCCGCGGGUGACGACGGGGCCGGGGAUGUUAGCUUCGACGACGGCGCCGACGCGGACAUCUCGACGCUGAAUGCCGGCGACGAUUCGGCGACGAUCGAGCGCGGAGCGGACAAGGAGAACCUCUCGCCCGCUCAGCCUGGCGGUGCGCUGCACGGAGGUGCGCUGCUCGAUACCCAGCCCAAGCUGGCUCACGCGAAAUGGCCUAGUCCAAGUCGCAGGGUGAGUGAGCCCAACCCCUUCUUCGCCCCUGAGGCGUCGGGCCUGCACCAUUACGAGCUCUACGGGGCCCACGGAGCGGCGACAGCGGCGGGCCAGCGGUCUGGGCCGGGUGACGCGUCGACGACGCCGCUGAACCGUAGCGUGAACCUCUACCCGACGCCGCCUUCCUCGGGUGCUCCCCACCAGGCGCCGGCUACCGGCUUUCCGGGCAUUCAUCUCUACUCGUCCUCGCCCAUGCGAAAGGCCAUGUCGGCCUCGACGUCCUCCAAUGCCAAAGGGCGGCGGGCUCCGUCGGCACUGCCCCUCAUGUCGCCGCCCGCCUCUGACGAGCGUUCGACCGCGCUCGCAUAUCAGCAGCGGAUGCGCAACUCGGCCACGGCGGGGGCAAUUGCCAGUCACGAAGGCCUCCAGGCGCCCGUUGAAGGAUACCUGGCUCCAGCCGACGGUGCAGUCGCCAGCGGCAUGGGCCGCGGAUCGACCGACAGCGUGGCCGCCACAUCCGUGGCCACCCCGACGUCGGCCACUUUCCCGGGUAUGCCAAUCGACUUGGCUCCGAGGAUGCAGACGCAGGGUGCGGUCCCCGGUCGCAAGACUGACCAACAGGAGGCUGCCAUCCAGCUGCUCGCUCUGCGCUCGAACAGCAACAGUCCAUCGGACAGCAACACCCAGGGAUCUCGGAAGCGUCGUCAUGCCAGCAUGGACCAGCCGUGGGACACGCCGAGCAAGACGCGCACGUCGUCUACCAACGCCGAGCGCCUAACCAGGCCCAGUCCGAGUCCGAGGUCCAGGUCGUCGACCAACGUUCUUGCAGCGAGGACCGACUUUUUGGACGACGCGCCAAGCGCUGCGAGAAGGCGCAGCGAGCCCCGCGACACCCCUUCCAAGGCGACGCUUCUCCACGCGCCCUCGAUGGACCGCUCCACGACGUUGCAGCAUCCAGCAGACGGCAGCCCGGCCCCGGCUCCCAGGACUCAACCGCUUGCCAUGGUCGGGGGCAGUGGCGGCGGCGUCGGCCUGGCUUCGUCCUCUGCUGCACUGCUAAGCCUCGCGACGCCCGGACCGCCGACACGAGCCGCGAGCAACCCCUUUUCGCUCAACAAGCACAAGAUUUCCCCCUUCGAGGGCAAGCGCAGGCUCAGCUUCACGUCCAAGGACAAGCUCUAUGACGCGUUCGGCGGCGAGCUGGGCAUGUCAACCGUGGCGUCGCCCAUCCACGUUGGCGGGCCGCUCAGCCUGCCCGCGCUGGGCCCCGGCGGCAUCGCCAUGGAGAAGAGCACGUCGGCCCAGUCGGCGGCGUCCGACACCAGCAUGCUUGGUCCCAAGCUGCCGCCCUUGGUCAGCACGCCCAUCCGGCCCGGCGACAGCCUGAGCGCGGUCCGCGGAACGGCCAGGGCCAUGUACGAGGAUGACGUCGACCCGCUUCCGGCCCAGCAACACCAGCCUUCGCACCUGCAGCACGGCGGAGGACGCGGCAAGCUGGGCCGCGACAUCCUGCCGCCUCCCAUGUCGACCUCGAAGCGAGCCGCCGUCGUCUCGACGCCCUUCUCCAAACCUCCCGCGGCGUCGGGUCUGUCGGUGCUGCGAUUGGGAGCCUCGGCGCUCAAGUCGACCGCGCCGGGCACGCUGAGCCGUCCGACGCCAUCCAAGUUCGGGGGCGACCAGUUCUCGUCGCCGCAGCACCUCAACCUCACCGAGUCGCUUGGCCUGGCGCCCCACUCGAUCUCGCGCACCUCGUACGCCUCUUUGUACGGUGGCUCGCUGGGCCUGACGCCGAGCAUCUCGGCUCUGGGCGGCUUGACGCCUGGCCUGACUGGCUUCCACACGCCGUUCGGAGCUUGGCCCGAGAGCGCACGCAAGGGCUUGGUCGCCGACGACGACGACGACGAUGACGACCUCGAGAACAAGCCCAGCGGCGACCCAUCCGGCUUGGACGGCAAGGGCAGGCGCGUCGCCCGCGGGCUCGGCAACGACGAGACCCCGAGCAAGCCCAGCAACCCCCAGCGCCGCAAGCUCCAGCCCCUCAGCCUCAGCUUCGCCAGCAACAUCGAUGGCUGA